Messenger RNA from Echinostoma caproni, 895 nucleotides. Lineage: Eukaryota; Metazoa; Platyhelminthes; Trematoda; Plagiorchiida; Echinostomatidae. The record is from the annotation of a GenBank genome assembly.
GAUGAUGAUGGUGAUGAUGAUGAUGAUGAUGAUGACGAUGAUCAAGAUGAUCACGAUGAUGAUGAUGUUGAUUCGGUUGAUGAUGUUGAUGAUGAUGUCGAUGAUUCUGAUGAUGAAGAUGAUUCGUAUGAUGAUGAUGGUGAUGAUGAUGAUGAUGAUGAUGAUGAUGAUGACGUUGAUGAUGAGGAUGAUGAUGUUGAUGAUGAUGAUAAUGAUGAUGGUGAUGAUGAUGUUUAUUCGGAUGAUGUUGUUGAUGAUGAUUCGUUUGAUUAUGAUGGUGGUUAUUAUUAUUAAGAUGAUGAUGAUGAUGAUGACGGUGAUGAGGACGGUGAUUAUGAUGAUGAUGAUCUUGAGGAUUAUGGUGAUGACGAUUCGGAGGAUGAUGAUGAUGAAAAUGAUGAUGAUGUUGAUGAUGAUGAUGAUAAUGAUUCGGAUGAUGAUGAUGAUGAUGAUGAUGAUGAUGAUUCGGAUGAUGUUGAUGAUGAGGAUGAUGAUUCGGAUGAUGAUGCGGAUGAUGGUGCUUCGGAUGAUGAUGAUUCGGUUGAUGAUGACGAUGAUGAUGAUGAUGAUUGGGAUGAUGAUGAUGAUGAUGAUGAUGAUGAUGAAUUUGAUUCCGUUGACGAUGUUGAUGAUGAUGCAGAUUACGCUGAUUCGGUUGCUGCUGCUGCUGAUGAAGAGGAUGCUGUUGACGAUGAUGAUGAUGGCGGAUGAUGAUGUUGAUGAUUUUGUCGAUGACUGUGAUGAUGACGAUCAUGGGUAUGAUGAUGAUGGUGACGGUGGUGAUGAUCAUGUUGAUGAUUUUGGCGAUGAUGAUGAUGAUGAUGAUGAUGAUGACGAGGAUUAUGAUGACGAUGAUGAUGAUUCGGAUGACGACGAUGAUGAUGAUGAUUUUUAG